AUGGACGUCGAUCUCUCAACGAGCCUCGAGAACUUCUCGUCGCUUGUAGAGUGCGUCCAUAACGGCACUUCACCAGUAGCCAUCGCUUCCAGGCUCAGGCGAGGAGCGAGGGUGGUUGGGCGAUCGAGGUUGCGGGAGCUGACGUCUCGGUCGCUGUCAAUCUUCCUCAACACUUUGUUCUGGAACUUCAAGAUCCGAGAUCCUCAGUGUGGCUGUAAGGUGUUUGCUCGGGACUUCCUGGAUAAGGCUCUUCCCCUGACGCGCAGCACAGGAUGGUUCCUCGACACCGAACUCCUCCUCCUCGCGCGAGGAUCCGAUCUUGUUGUCUCUGAGAUUCCCGUCCGUUGGGUCGACGACAGGGACAGCAGAGUCCGCGUGAUGUCUACCAUCUUUGAGAUGCUCCGAGGGAUGCUGGGGAUGAAGCUGAGGGGGUGGAGGCACCGCCUGAGCGGGGAGGGAUCAAGAGCCAAGUGGUCACUUGUCCUGCUGGCCUCGAGCAUGAUGCGGGGCUUCAGAUCUGGCAUCCGUGCGUUCUUGCAACAAGUCACCGCCCUUCCGCAAUUCCUCUCCUGCUUGCUCCGCAGGUCCCUCAAGAAGAUCGGUCUCCGCCUCCUCCGCCUCGCCAACAAGCUCUUUUCCACCCUUGCUGACUUCAUCCCCAUCGACCCCAAGUUUCGCAUCUCCAACGCUCGUCUCAUCAGCGUUGGGGCCCUGCAGGUGCUGUCCCCCAAGGUCCCCGAGUUUGUUAGCUCGCAUCUUCCCGCGUUCGGCGUGGGAGUAGAGAGAUCAACGCGCCUGGUCCUUUCCAAGCUCAACGAGGACGCGCUCUAUGGCUUGGCUGCUAUCGCCUCAGGAGAAAUUAUCGAUCCACUUCCGGAGGACGUCCAGGACAAAGCCUACGAGCUCAUCAAUCGGCUGGUUGAGGCGCUCGAAGGGAAGCUCUUAGAGCUUGGCAACACAGGAUGGUCUCUCGAUCUUUUCGUUAACCAAGAGAUCGGCAAGAUUCUACAAGAUCCCUGGAACAGCAUCCCCGUCCUGCAAGAGCCUGGAGUGCCGGAGACGAUCGCGCUUAUCAUGCAGGCUCGGGCUGAAGUGGAGGCCAGGAAGGUGCUCGAAGCCAUCGGGCUGACGGACGCUCAGUCGCGACUUUUCCUCGAGCUCAAUCGCUCGCUCGCUCUCUCCAAGUUCGACGUCAACGGGGACGGCAGGAUCUCCUGGGAGGACUUGUGGACGGCUAUUUAUUCCAACAGAACCCUCGACGAGGGUAGCACCCCCAGCACUUCCUUGAAGUUCCUCCGGCUCGUCGGCUCCUCUGUGGCGCUCUCCCCCGUCCUCAAUACCUUAGUGGAUUACCGUGCCUUGAGCUGGAACUCAUCGCAAGCUAACGGAACCUUUCAAACUUCCUUCUCCUCCAAUUUUACCAAGAGGCUGGAAGAGGAGCUUCACCACACUGUGAUGGCUGCCGAUAAACUUUUCAUCAACGCAGUGAAUAACGUUGAAGCGUCACUGGGGAGGAGCAUGCGAUCGGUCUACUACACGACUGAUGGGAAACCAAUCGCGGUUGAGCGAGACCUUGCGAAGCCUGUCUUCGAGACUCUCUUCCGCUCCAUCCAGCACGUUCGUGGGGCCUGGCGAUCUCUCCUCGACAACAUUGGAUACCCAAAAUAA
Molecule: messenger RNA, 1668 nt
Organism: Guillardia theta CCMP2712
Lineage: Eukaryota; Cryptophyceae; Pyrenomonadales; Geminigeraceae
Exons: 18
Coding region: 1-1668 (555 amino acids)
Molecular function (GO): calcium ion binding
Source: RefSeq, a predicted model, not a curated record